Cuscuta epithymum is the source of this 2811-nucleotide messenger RNA. Lineage: Eukaryota; Viridiplantae; Streptophyta; Magnoliopsida; Solanales; Convolvulaceae. The record is from the annotation of a GenBank genome assembly.
GUUUCCUUCUGUAUCCGUCUCGCCUUCGAACGACAAAAUCCGAUUCCAUGGCUGCGCAGUUUUAUCUAUGAAGUUUAUCACCUACAACGUCUAACCGUACAAGGGGAAAACACAAGUUUUGGGGACGACGACUCCUUAUCGAAGACAUAUCGAAGUAUAAUGGAUCAAGUUGAUGAUGUUGAUGUGAACUCAACUGUGAACUCAACUCCAUUCUUGAGCACUUCCUUUUCUUCUAAACAAUGGAUUCCAUCUUGCCCUCCUGAUUGUAAACCUGCUGUUGGUAUGACUUUCUCUUCCUUAGCAGAUGCUAAUCUCUUUUACAAUCGGUAUGCUUCGAUAUGUGGAUUUGAAGUGCGGUUAGGAAGUGAUAAUAAACAUCGAGAUGGUACUGUUUUAAGGAAAUAUUUUCUAUGCAACAAACAAGGUUUUAAAGAGGAUAGUGACAGUACCCAAAAGCGUAUGCUUAAAUCUGAAAAACAGAAAUCUGGUAAAAGUGCAUCUCGCCGAACUGCCCUAAAGAGAACGGGCUGUCGUGCUUGUAUGAAAGUCCGUUUUUCUUCUUUUGGUUCAUAUACAGUAUACCGGUUUCAUGAGCCACAUACACAUGAGUUUACUACUCCCAAGAGUCAAAUGUUUCAAAAGCAAAACCGUAAUAUGACUGUGGUUCAUAAGAAAUUUAUUUUUGACAAUGCAAAGCUUAACAAGGGAGCAAGUUUGUCUUUUCAUAUGAUGAAAGAACAUGUCGGUGGGUAUGCAAACAUUGGUGCUUCUUUAGUUGAUUUUAAGAACUGUUAUCGUGAUUUGAAGACAUAUGUUAAAUAUGGAGAUGCGCAUAUGUUUAUUGAGUCUUUUAAGCAAAAGGUUGCUCAUUCAAGUGGUUUCUUUUUUGAUUAUGUUGUUGAUGAGACUCAGAGAUUGACUAGAGUUUUUUGGGCAGAUGCAUUAUGUAGGAAACAUUAUGCUUUGUUUGGUGAUAUGGUUACGUUUGAUUCCACAUUUAGCACCAACAAAUAUUCUAUGAUUUUUGCACCUUUUACUGGGGUUGAUAACCAUCGAAAAUGCAUUACCUUUGGUUGUGCCCUAAUUGCAAAUGAAGAUGUGGAUUCAUAUACAUGGGUUUUUGAUACGUUUUUGCGUUGUAUGGGUGGUUGUGAGCCUGUAAGUAUUGUGACAGAUCAAGACCCUGCUAUGAAAAUAGCCAUACCCAAAGUCUUUGAGAAGUCAAAGCAUAGGUUUUGCAUGUGGCACAUAAUGAAGAAAGUCCGUGAAAAAGUAGGGUAUAAACUUUGUGAUGAAACUGAUUUUCUUCUCCGUUUGAAUGCUGUUGUUUGGAAUCGUGAACUAGAACCUGAUGAAUUUGUUAGUGGUUGGUUGGCAGUUAUGGAUGAAUUUGGAUUGCAGAAACACGAUUGGUUUAUGAAUUUGUUUGAUAUUAGAGACAUGUGGAUUCCUGCCUAUUUCAGAGAUAUUUUUUUAGGUGGCAUUUUAAGAUCUACUCAAAGAUCAGAGAGUGAAAAUAAUUUUUUUAACCACUUUUUAAAUCCAUUCCUAUCGUUGGUUGAAUUUGCAUCUCGCUUUCAAACUGCCAUAGAGUCUCAACGCUACCACCAUGACCAGUUGCAUGCUAAUUCCAAGAAAUCAUUUCCUCAAUUGCUAACACCAUUACCAAUUGAAAAGCAUGCUUCUGAACUUUACACCCUCACUGUUUUUUACUUGUUUCAAACUGAGUGGAAAGCUGCUUGUUUUUCUUGUGGUAUUCAAAGCUUCAUUACCGAUGAAUCGGGCUUGGAUCAUGUGUGUGUUGUUGAUAUUCUUCGUGAGAAAACGUAUAAAGUUACAUAUAAUCCCGGUGAUCAUGCUAGUUCUUGCUCUUGCAAGAUGUUUGAGAGGGAAGGUAUCUUGUGCCGUCAUGUUCUAUUCAUAAUAAAAGGUAAGGGUGUUCGUGAGCUUCCCAGUCGAUAUAUACUAAAUCGUUGGACAAAAAAAGCUUUGGAAAAGCCUAUUUUUGACUGUUCUGGGAACAUAUUGGAAGAAUGUAUUGCUGAUUCGAAAAAUAAGUUGGUGGGUGAUCUGUGGUCAUCCUUUUUCAGUUGUGUUUCUCUUGCUGAAAGUUCAAAUGAUGAUUUGGAGAAGUUAUUGGACAUGAUUGAAUCUUUCAAAGGCUCUAUUCUUUCAAAACAUACUUCCAAUGAUGUUGGAAAAAGUUCAAAUGAUAUUGAAAGCCUCAUAGGUAUUAGCUCUUCAUCAGAAUAUAGCAUUCAUCCUCCGAACAUUUCUGUCAAUAAAGGCAGAAAAAAAAGAAUGAUUAGCAAGCGUGAAGAAGCUAUACAUAAAAAGAGGUCAAGUAAUGUAGGAAAAAGUGACGCUUGUGCAACAGAGGAUCAAGUCAAGAAGCCAAGAACAUGUAAAUCUUGUGGUGAAGUUGGUUUCCAUGAUAGUAGAAACUGCCCUAAUAAAGAAUGUGACACUUCUUCAAGUUCUUGAUACAUUGGACUCAUAUCCAUUAGCUUCCUGCCUCUUGCUCUUUUCCAAUUGAACUCAAACCAUGGACUCAUCUCCACUUGUUACCCCUUGAUCUCUUUAUCAGUUUUGGACUCUUGCUGCCUCUUAAACUCUUUUCCAGUUGUUGACUCUUGCUUUGUCUUUAAAUUUGUUGGAGCUUCAUUUUCUACAUUUUGCCAAGUUGUUGAUUAAGCUUUGCAUUUUAUUGUCUUCACUUUCUGGCUUUUCUUUUGUAGUUGUUAGUUUGUGAAGUCAAUUUUCUGUCUUUUUUGAGUUAUAGUCCGUGAUUCAACUUGUAAUGACACUUUG